AUGCAACCAUGGCUGCGGGUGUCCCUGCUGCUGUGCGUCUUCGGAUUCUUCCGCGAGCUGCGCGUUUCCGAACCAUUCGUCACCGAGUUCCUUUCGGGCGAAUGGCGGGACAUUGAGCCGGAGCAGCUGAACCGUGACGUCUAUCCGAUCGGCACGUACAGCCAGGUCGCACUGUUGGUGUUUAUGUUUCUGCUCACGGAUGUCCUCAGAUACAAAUCGAUAAUUGUAUUUUCCGCCUGCUUGGGCAUCGUCAUCUGGUCGCUGCUGCUGUGGACGGAAUCGUUGGCUGCACUGCAGGUCGUACAAGUGCUGUACGGUGCCUACAUGGCCUCGGAGGUUGCCUACUACACGUACAUCUAUGCCAAGAUUAGCCGGGAAAAGUAUCAACAGGUGACUGGCAACACACGGGCCGCCAUCCUACUCGGCCGCUUCCUGUCCGGUGUAAUCUCCCAGAUUCUGGUUUCGACCGGUGCCAUGAAUGUACGCGACCUGAAUUACAUUACACUCGGCACGCAAGCCUUUUCUUUGCUAUGGUCAUUUUUCCUGCCACCGGUAAAAACGAGUGUUUACUUCUACUCUCGCGACGAGGACGUUAAACCGACCACUGGAGCAGUGGCUUGCGAUCCUGAUUCUCAGCACCAGCACGAACAACAGCAACAGAGUGGUAAUGCAUUGGAACAUUCCGCGGAAAAUGCAUUGGAUGUUUCAUACAAAUUUUCUACCAACGAGUCUCCUGAUAACUCCCCCUGUGACCAAAGCAAAACCAUCGAAAAUGGGGAAUUGAAAGAUGUACCGGUGGCCACCCAACCAAAGGCACGCUUUUCCGCCUCACGCGCGGUACGACUUCUGUGGACACAUUUCAUUUCCGCCUACCGGCAGCUACCCGUCGUCCAGUGGAGCCUAUGGUGGGCGCUGGCGAUGGCCGGUUUCAUACAGGUGCAGGUGUACGUCCAGCUACUGUGGCACGAAAUCGACCAGGACCAGGGCACGCUGUUCAAUGGUGGUGCCGAGGCACUGCUAACGCUACUCGGUGCGAUAAGCGCCCUGGCGGCCGGUUACAUCGCAAAUCGAAUCUUCGAACAGUGGGCCCUCUGGAUUUUGACCGUGUGCUCCGGGCUGCAGGGUGGGCUCAUCUUUUACUCCGGCUUUGCCACCAACAUCUGGGUGGCGUACGUGCUGUACAUCCUGUUCGGCACACUGUACCUGUUCAUGGUCACUAUGGCAAGCGCCAUCGUGGCAAAGUACCUCGAGGAGGACAGUUUUGGGCUGAUCUUCGGCAUCAAUACGUUCGUCGCGAUCGGGGUACAGGCGCUGCUAACACUCGCCACAAUCUCCGAACGUGGCCUGAUGCUUGACCCACGGGACCAGUUCAAGGUGUACGGUGGCUACUUUUUGGCACUGUCGAUAAUCUACCUAAUUGCUGCCAUCGUCGCCAGUGUGUCCCGGCAGUGGCCCCUGCGACGAAAGGAAGCAACCGCAACCAUCCCAGAAAGUUCACCAGCUCCGGCUACCACACGGUGUGAAUCGAUGGCCGUAAGUGGCCGAAUGGAAUAG
Messenger RNA from Anopheles maculipalpis, 1554 nucleotides. RefSeq names its product thiamine transporter 1-like. Gene Ontology annotation, biological process: transmembrane transport; vitamin transport. Lineage: Eukaryota; Metazoa; Arthropoda; Insecta; Diptera; Culicidae. Gene Ontology annotation, molecular function: vitamin transmembrane transporter activity. The transcript is spliced from 6 exons. The record is from RefSeq and is a predicted model, not a curated record. The coding region runs from base 1 to 1554 and encodes 517 amino acids. Gene Ontology annotation, cellular component: plasma membrane.